UUACCAUAAAGUCACAUGACUGCCCCGUUGACAGGAAGAAAAUGGCGAUCUUCAGUGUGUAUGUUGUCAAUAAGGCUGGUGGACUCAUCUACCAGUACGAUAAUUAUGUACCUCGAGCUGAAGUCGAAAAAACGUUCAGCUUUCCUCUUGAUUUAGUUUUAAAGAUUCAUGAUGAGAAGGUAGUUGUGUCAUUUGGACAGCGGGACGGGAUCAGAGUCGGUCACGCGCUUCUCUCCAUUAACGGAGUGGAUGUGAAUGGCAAGUACACGGCUGAAGGGAAGGAGAUACUGGAAUAUCUGAAAGAUCCUGCCAAUUAUCCAGUGUCCAUCAGAUUCGGCCGACAGAGACUCUCAUCCAAUGAGAAACUCAUGCUGGCCUCAAUGUUUCACUCGCUGUUUGCCAUUGGAUCACAGUUAUCACCUGAAGUUGGCAGCUCUGGUAUUGAAAUGCUGGAGACAGAUAUGUUUAAACUGCACUGCUUUCAAACACUCACAGGUAUAAAGUUCAUUGUAUUGGCAGACCCUCGGCAGACUGGUAUCGAUGCCCUCCUAAGAAAGAUUUAUGAAAUCUACUCAGACUUUGCACUGAAGAAUCCUUUCUACUCUUUAGAGAUGCCUAUCAGAUGUGAGCUUUUUGACCAAAACCUAAAGAACGCUCUGGAAGUAGCAGAGAAAGCUGGGACAUUUGGACCCGGAUCCUGAACUGGACUUGCUUUGAGUGUGUUCGUCCACCUGACACAAUCUCCAAAAGUUCUGCAGUCAAACUUGUCCAGAGAAAUAUUUGGGUUGCUGGCAUUUCCAUCUUUUCCAGACUUUUUCUUCAAGCUUGAAUGAUUUAAGUCAGUUUAAGACCACUGUAACUGCCCCUUUUUGUUUCUUUUUGAAAUUAAGCCCCAAAUUGAGACAUAACCUUUGUAAAUAAUGUACAUGGACAGUUUAAGUUUGUAAUCUGAUCUUGUGCAGAACUUCUAAACAAGAUGGAGAAGCUUAACAUGCUCAAUACGUUUUAUUGAGAGAUUUUUUUAUUUCCAUCUAUCCAAAUGAAAUGAAAUUUACAUGUAAUUUGCAUUCUGUCAACAGAAUAUGAAAAGUCUACUGUAUCUUGGAUCCAUUUAGGUCCAAAGGUUGCUCAAGUUUAAAAGGUCAAUCAAUGAUAUCAGCAAUCUGUAAAUCUUAAAUGUUUUAUUUAUAUAAACUCAUUUUAUUGUGCUAUUAAACAUUCACGUGAUAUAACUAA
Molecule: messenger RNA, 1236 nt
Organism: Ctenopharyngodon idella (grass carp)
Lineage: Eukaryota; Metazoa; Chordata; Actinopteri; Cypriniformes; Xenocyprididae
Gene: trappc4
Product: trafficking protein particle complex subunit 4
Exons: 5
Coding region: 42-701 (219 amino acids)
Biological process (GO): endoplasmic reticulum to Golgi vesicle-mediated transport
Cellular component (GO): TRAPP complex
Source: RefSeq, a predicted model, not a curated record